Messenger RNA from Solanum dulcamara, 1023 nucleotides. Its product is annotated as probable fatty acyl-CoA reductase 4. Gene Ontology annotation, biological process: long-chain fatty-acyl-CoA metabolic process; suberin biosynthetic process. The record is from RefSeq and is a predicted model, not a curated record. The transcript has 8 exons. Lineage: Eukaryota; Viridiplantae; Streptophyta; Magnoliopsida; Solanales; Solanaceae. Gene Ontology annotation, cellular component: intracellular membrane-bounded organelle. Gene Ontology annotation, molecular function: alcohol-forming very long-chain fatty acyl-CoA reductase (NADP+) activity. Bases 1 to 1023 code for a protein of 340 amino acids.
AUGGAAUCGUGCUGCAUCGAGGAAUUUCUCGAGGGCAAGACCAUUUUCAUCACUGGUGCAACGGGCUACCUAGCAAAAAUUCUCUCCAAGAAGAUACUCAGAUUCCAACCAAAUGUGAAGAAGCUCUACUUGCUAAUGAGAGCUCCAUAUUCAAAUUCAGCUAAACAACACUUCAACAAAGAGGUUAUAAAAACUGAUCUGUUUGGAGUUCUGAGGGAGAAGUUGGGCGCCAACCUACAUGGCUUUCUGGAAGACGAGGUUUUCCCAGUUGCAGGGGAUAUAGCUUGCGAUAGUUUGGGGAUAAAUUCUGAGCUGAAAGAUGAGAUGUGCAGAGAAAUAGGCAUAAUUGUAAACUCAGCUGCAACAACUAGAUUUGAUGAAAGAUAUGAUACUGCAAUAAGCACCAAUGUAUUGGGUGCCAUGCAUGUUCUCAAAUUUGCCAAGCAGUGUUCAAAACUUAUGAUGCUUCUCCAUGUAAGCACAGCCUAUGUUUGUGGGGAAAAGGAAGGAUUGAUACUAGAGAAGCCAUUGAGCUAUGGUGAGACGCUUAAUGGAAGCUCUCAUUUAGAGAUAGACGUGGAGAAAAAGUUGGUAGAGGCGGCACUAAAGGACCUUCAAGAUAGGAAUGCCAGAGAAAAAGAAGUUACAUUAGCCAUGAGAGCUCUAGGUAUUGAGAGGGCAAGGCUACAUCGAUGGCCGAACACAUACUCAUUCACAAAAUCAAUGGGAGAGAUGCUUUUGGUACACCUCAAGGAGGAUCUCCAACUCAUAAUUCUACAGCCAACAAUUAUAUCGAGCACCUACAAGGAGCCAUUCCCUGGAUGGAUUAAAGGAAUGAGAACCAUGAACACGUUCAUUGUUAGCUAUGGUAAAGGAAAACAGGAAGAUGCAAUGGGUGGCAGAGAAACCAUAACAGAUGUGAUUCCAGCAGAAAUGGUUGUGAACUCAAUCAUUGCGGCGAUGGCAGUUCAUCGAAAUCCAUCUUCCCGUACAGCUGUUUACCAUAUUAGUGUUGGGCUAUGA